This is a messenger RNA of Fulvia fulva, 1641 nucleotides long. RefSeq lists its product as uncharacterized. Lineage: Eukaryota; Fungi; Ascomycota; Dothideomycetes; Mycosphaerellales; Mycosphaerellaceae. The transcript has a single exon. Bases 1 to 1641 code for a protein of 546 amino acids. The record is from RefSeq and is a predicted model, not a curated record.
AUGGCGCCCACGGCGAAGGAUGACGAGGGAGCUGCGACGUUGAAGGCAAUGGCACCGAAGCCUGACGAAGUAGCUGCGACAUUGAAGCCUCCGCCGACAUUGAAGCCAGCGACAUCGAAGCCUCCGCCGACACGCGACACCCCUGCGAUAUCCAAGUCUGCGCUGACUGCGCCGACUGCCUCGACUGCCCCAACACGCGAAGCACCUGCGCCAGCGAAGCCUCCACCACCACGCGAAACCCCUGUAUCCGGACUCCAGCAAUGCAUCGCCGACGAGUUUAAGCAGUUGAUGAAGCACGAAGAGGCGCUGCAGGCGUUGUGGCAGCGCGUCAAGGAGGGGGAACAGCAACAACCACUGUCAAAGGAAGUCGCCUCGGCUGGCCGACAGUACGCGCAACAACUCCAGGCUGCUGCGGUCCCCGCGCGACAGAGACGGAGGCAUCUCUUGCAAUGGGAUGUGGGGCGACGGUCGCUGUCGGCAAAAGCCAUACAACGAUCAGACGCUGUGAUCAAGGGUUGGGGAGAAGGAGCAGCGGCGGCCGAGGAGCACAAGCACAGCGACGACCAUGGCCAGCUUGCGCAGCAACCAAAGGCAUCAUGGCAAGGCAAAGAAGCCGACAAGGCCGCCACCACGCUUGUCAAUCCUUCUCUUGGUCGAGGCGAGCUUGUUGCACGUCGCUGCGCGAUGAUGCUCAUAGGAUUGGUGGCAGUGUUGCUGAUAUGCUACGCGACCUUCCACCAACCUCGGCCACUCACACUGUCGAAUCAAACUCUGGAUGUCCUCGGACAGCCCAAGCGGAUCACGCCGCGCAUCUCGCAGCGUCUCUCUUCGAUCGAAACAGCGCUGCAGGCCACCAUAUCCGACAUGAACGGGCUGCUGGCUCCAGAAGCUCGAGAAGCGUACGACCGAGCGCACGAAUAUGUGCAGCGGGUGCGGCAGCUAUGGGUCGACAACGGCGCCAUCUUCGAUCAACCACUCGACAUGGACGUGCGCACGGCAACGCGUCUCCACGAGAUCGCCGACUACGCGGGCAACCACUGGUGGCACAUGUCGACGAUUCUUAGCUGGCCGGCACUGUCAUAUGUGUUGCCCACUGCAGCGGCAUGGCCAUGGGUCAGCAACCGUGCCGGGUUGCAGAUGGGAGCCGUGCUGGCCAGACACCAGGAAGACAAGAGGCUCUGGGCGCAGCGUGCCAGCGAAGCAGCAGCACAGGGUCGGCGAUAUCUUGCCGCAGCGCAAGACGAGCUGCUUACGGCGCAGACGUUGUGGUUGCCAAUCGAGGCCAAGGAGGCGUUGACGCCCGAGGGGGUCGAGGUGGUGGCGGCGUCGCAGCGUGGCAGCGUCAUGGCGACACAGCUGCAGAAUGUGCGGGAAAAGAUUGGAGAGGAGGACAUGGGGACAUCGACGGUGUUGACUCGAGUCUGGGCAUCGUCAUCGUCAUCGUCAGCGGCGAAGAGGAGCAGGGAAUUGUUGGAGCAGGAUAAUAACAAGAAGGAUGGUGUGGAUGAUGGGCUGGCGGCACACAACAACAAGAUACGUGAGGAACUCCUGACUCAACCUCUGCCUGAGCUCCGCCAUUGGGCCCGCCGCAUUCGUUCUGUAGCCGAGUGCCGGCUGGAGCCGGGCUGUAGUGUGGUCUGA